AUGUCGCUAUUCCUUCAGUAUGCUCCCAAAGCUGCACGAACUGCCGCGAGCUGCCCCGGUGGGAUUCUGGGGAGCAAGCUCCUGGUUACGGUCGCUGUGCCGUACUUACUGAUGGUGGGCAAUGCUCGCCUGUUGACUUCUGAGUGGUUUGUUCGGGUGGAGUACUCUCGUUCCGGAUUUCCAGAAGACAGCUUCGGCAUGAGCAGCAGCGAUAGGCUUGCUUAUGGGGUGUACUGCAUCCGAUACAUGACGAACGGCAAAGGCAUCGACUACCUGAAAAACUUAACUUUACCCUACGACAUAUGCCACUGGAGUCGGCGCCCGGCGCAGAAAACGGAAGGCUGCCCCAUGUUUACCGAGAAAGAGCUGAACCACAUGCAGGAUGUGAAGGCACUUUCCGGCGCGCUCUUCGUGGCAUUCUGGGGUCUUCUGGUGCUGGUAGUCGUCGCAGCGGCCUUUUUGAUUCUAGCAGAUUCAAAAGUGCUGAAGCUCGCCCUGCUGCGUGGGAGUCAGCUGACCUUGGGACUGAUCUUGGCCGUUUCGCUGUUUGCCUUGCUGGGGUUCAAGACGCUCUUCCGAUGGUUUCACGUGUUGUUCUUUACUGGUGAUUCCUGGCUAUUCUCGUUCCGAGACACGCUGAUUCGCCUAUAUCCCCGGCAGUUCUGGCUGGAUGCAACGCUGAUCCUAUCCUUUUCCACGCUCCUUCUGUCGCUGGCAGCGACCGUUGUCUUCCGCAGUUCACGGCCUCUACACCCCAAGGAGAAAUCAGAAGGGAGGAGGAAGACCGAGGAUCUGUGCAAGACACCGCAAAAUAGCUACAGCAACUCACUGCGCUUGAAGAUUCCGUCGAGGGUGUCACGCAGACAGUACGUCUACUCGAUCGAUGCCCCUAUCGGUGCAAGUCUCAGUUGGCAGCGGAGGCUUAGAGGUAUCCAGCCUACAAACCAGUUCUUGGACUUGCGGCAAGGCUACUGCUACGGCGUGGCGUGCUUUGACGACAAAGACUGGCAGACGAAAGAGAGCUUAGCGGGAUGGUCCAGCGUGGGCCAAGUGGAAGUGGUCAACACGGAAGAAGAGCGUGAUGCCAUCGUCUUGAAGAUGUUCGAACCGUCGGCCCUGAAGGCUCGAUGGAUUCGGGAGCAGCCCGCCAAGCUCUGUAAAACAGACUGGUACUUGAAGGAGCAGGAGACGUUCUUCUUCGUCCGCCGGGGGCAACACGUCUUCUUCAACUGCAGCGAGGGCUUCCAAAACCUGAAGGGGGUCGAGCAGCUGACUUGCCACGAUGGGGCCUGGAAGGUGGCCAAGCAUUCCGAGGACAAUCCCAUGGAGCAGAAACUCUCGCCCCCGGACAUGGCGGUCUGGGAGCAGGGACAGUUUCCCGAGUGUUCUUGGAAGCACGCGGGCAGCUGCACGACGGACGAUCCCCUAAGCGUGGUAUCGCCGCGAAGUCCUCCGAUUACCAACGACUUCUCCGGGGAUGGCCGGGUGCACUACCGGUGCAACCCUAAAAAGGGCACUGGGCAGCCCAUGCGCCUUGUAGUCUGGGAGCCGGACCUGAACCUCACCAGGGGAGCGCAGGUCAUCUACGACCGUAGCAAGGUCGCCGAAGUUCUGAGCUUCCAGGAGAAGAAGUAUCAGGUCAAGUUGCUGGACAGUGGCGAGGAGAAGACCGCAGAGCCGGACAAAAUAGAGUGGCUGCCGUCAGACACGAGCUACAUGCGUUGGUGCGGCGAAGGAGGCUGCUUGCUGGUCCUGCCUUCUGAGACGGAGAAGGAGGAUGCCGACGAUGAUCAGUCGGCCAAGGGUGACUAUGCCUCGGGUGCUUUCGCGGCCGAGCAGGAGGCAACGACCACGAAGAAGCCGGCGCCUGCCUCGCUACUGGAGCAGAGUGACUCCUCCCUUCUCGAGGCCUCGGCAAGCGGUGGCGGUGUCCGUGCCAAAGCCGUGCAGGUUGAGCAGGAACGGGAGGCGGACGAGGAGGGCCCGCAGGAAGCAGAGGCAGCAGGACACCGUCCGGUCAUUGCAGAAGGAGUCUGUGAUACUGGAGAUGCACAGGGCCUCAGGCCGCCGGCAACCUCCGAGGAGGCGGUCCAACGUAAUUGGGGCCUUGCAGGAAAAUCCGCGGCACGGGUCAGAUCUGCAGGCUGUGCCGCGCUGGCUCUCAUUCUCGGUCUCAUGCUGCUGGGCUGGCGGGUCAAGCCAAAGCCCUUCGCAGACCGGCAAGCGCCGGAUGUCGAAGCCUGGUUUGUGAUGGACAUCUACGAUGUCUUCGGACCGAACACUCCACCCGCGUGUUUCACAGCACUUUUCCAUUCUGGAGAGAUGUUCUUCGGCGGCUUUCCAGGGGGCGAUGGCUUCCCCGGCAUGGGCGGCAAGGGCGGAGGCCGGGGCAAAAAUGCGGACACGACGAAGUUCUACAAGCUCCUCGAGGUGGAGAAGAAUGCCUCAGAGGCCGACAUCAAGAAGGCAUACAGAAAGCUGGCCGUGAAGCAUCACCCUGACAAGGGCGGCGACCCGGAGAAGUUCAAGGAGAUCACCAGGGCCUAUGAGGUUCUCAGUGAUUCCGACAAGCGUUCGAAGUACGAUCGUUUCGGUGAGGAAGGCCUGGACAACGACGGGCCUGGCGAUGCCUCAGACAUCUUCGAAGCCUUCUUCGGGGGAGGCGGCCGCCGGGGUGGGGGUGGACAGCGAAGGCGCCAGAAGACCAAGGAUGUGGUUCAGAACCUCAAGGUCACACUGGAGCAGAUGUAUGUUGGCGCCACGAAGAAGAUGGCCAUCACUCGCCAGGUCAUCGACAAGAAGAAGGGCGUCCAGGAGUGUCGGGAAUGCGACGGCCGCGGCGUGAAGGUCGAGGUCGUGCGCAUGGGGCCCAUGAUUCAGCAGAUGCAGUCGCAGUGCCACUCCUGUGGUGGCCAGGGCAAGAGCUUCCAAACGAAGCAGGAGAGGGAGGUGCUGGAGGUGCACGUGCAGAAGGGCUCGCCAGAUGGCCACAAGGUCACCUUCAGGGAAAUGGCAGACGAGCACCCGGAUGCAGACGCCGGAGAUGUGAUCUUCGUGCUGAAGCAGCAGGAGCACAACGACUUCAAGAGGAAAGGCGCCGACCUCUACGUGGAGCGCAAGAUCUCCUUGGUCGAGGCCCUCUGCGGCUUCCAGAUGGAGCUCACGCACCUGGACGGUCGGAAGCUUCUCAUCAAGACACAGCCAGGUGAGAUCGUGAAGCCCAUGUCCCAGGGCUUCGACCCUCUGGCCAAAGAGGAGAGCAAGACCGAGUGGGAAGUCAUCGAGGAUGCAGACUGCCCCUCCGUAGAGAACGUCGCGCAGGCCGACACCACGGACAUCGACACGCUGAAGAAGGCGUGCGAGACCCAACUCAAGCGAAAGGGCAUCGAUGUGGGGUGCUUCGUCGUCGAUGGCCAGCGUGCCUACUUCAAGCAGUGCUCUCGCGAAGAGGCUCUAGCAGCCAAAAAGACACGGCGCGGCAGCACGAUGUACGUCCUCCCUGAUCCAGAUGCCAAGAAGUCCUUCCGCAUGAUGAAGGCUGUCAAGGAUGAGGGCAUGCCUACCUACAAGAAUCCGUUCGUCCAUGGCAAUCUCUUCCUGAUCCUCACCAUUGAGUUUCCGGACAUGCUCUCCCCAGAGAACCAGACAGCUAUGGCAAAGCUGCUGCCACCGCCGCUGAACGUGCCAAAGUGGACGGAGGACGACAAGGAUGUCGAAAUUCACACUGUGACCGACAUCGACCCAGUGCAGUCUUUCAACUCAAACAAGGUCAACAUGCAAGCGGGCGGUGAGGCCUACGACGACGAUGAGGAGGAUGGUCCUCGUGGGGGUCCUGGUGGACCUGGUGUGCAGUGCCAUCAGCAGUGA
This is a messenger RNA of Symbiodinium necroappetens, 3867 nucleotides long. The record is from the annotation of a GenBank genome assembly. Lineage: Eukaryota; Dinophyceae; Suessiales; Symbiodiniaceae.